AUGAACGGAUACACACAUGGCGACACCGAUCCCUCCGAAAAGGACAGACCUACCCCCUUCCCCAAAAUCGAGGACGAAGUCAAUCACAGCGGACAAGAGCGAGACUUUCGAGAGACCAACAAGCUGAAGAAGCGCAAUGAUGGGGCGCCUGGUCACAAGAGAUCCGUCUCCGGAAACCUGCUCUCACGUCUGAGCUUCCUCCGUACAAACAGCGACCAGGACAAGACGGAUGGUGGUGAUCGAGAUGGACCGGAUCUUCCCCUUCGGGGGCGAGGUGUCAUGGCGGAAGCACAAGCCCAGAGCAAAAGGAAGAGAAAGGGAUCACUAAGAAAAACCGUGUUGGGAAAAGGGAGGGACAGAAAGACCUCCGAUGUCAAAAAGUCACCUCUCUCUGGUGCAAACUCCCCUUUGGUGCAGCCCGCAGACGAAGAGCUAGACGCGCCGCCCACCCCUCGUGCCAGACAGGAGCAAUCAAAGUCAAGCCCGGUGUCGCCAGAGUCUCCCCCAUCAUGGCCAUUUCGCACAUUAUCUCGGGUCUCGAUACCCUCAAUCCGCAGCAGUAUCGCUUCUGUCGACCCGGCCUCUUCUGCCGCCUCAAUUAUCAGUCCCAACUUGGCUACUACUGAUGCCUCAACAGACGACGAAGACCUCGUAUUGCCAAGUAUUCCUGCUCUGCGCAAGCCCUCAUCGACGUCCUCGUUUGGGACCGACUCUUAUUUCCCCAUUCAAGAUCCUAUGCGUCGGAUGUUUGGCUCACGCACUCGCUCGCCGCUUGCCACACAACCGCAGUCUAUCGCUGGGACGCCCCCCGAUGAAGAUUUCUGGGACUACUCGGAGACGGCAUUUUGGGGUUACGUGAUCUUGUUCGUGACGUGGAUUGUAUUCGUCGUGGGUAUGGGGUCGUGCUUCGGGGUGUGGUCUUGGGCCUGGGAUGUGGGAGAAACACCAUACGCGCCGCCGGAGUUGGAAGAUGACCCUACUCUACCUAUCGUUGGGUACUACCCUGCACUGAUGGUCUUGACGUGUAUCAUGGCUUGGGUCUGGGUGGUAGUAGCUUGGGUCGGCAUGAAAUAUUUCAGACAUGCCGACUUCAGAGGGGACGACGGAUAA
Messenger RNA from Fonsecaea nubica, 1110 nucleotides. RefSeq lists its product as hypothetical. The record is from RefSeq and is a predicted model, not a curated record. Lineage: Eukaryota; Fungi; Ascomycota; Eurotiomycetes; Chaetothyriales; Herpotrichiellaceae. The transcript has a single exon. Bases 1 to 1110 code for a protein of 369 amino acids.